Messenger RNA from Camarhynchus parvulus, 1394 nucleotides. RefSeq names its product complement factor B (gene CFB). Gene Ontology annotation, cellular component: extracellular region. Gene Ontology annotation, molecular function: serine-type endopeptidase activity. Gene Ontology annotation, biological process: proteolysis; complement activation. NCBI's taxonomy places the organism in Eukaryota, Metazoa, Chordata, Aves, Passeriformes, Thraupidae. The annotation marks the transcript as partial. The transcript is spliced from 13 exons. The record is from RefSeq and is a predicted model, not a curated record.
CCAAUCCCGGGGGUCUCCCGGGGGUCCCAGAGGCCACGAGCAAGCGCCGGAUCCGAUUGGACGGGGCCGGGGCGCUGAACGUGUUCCUGGUGCUGGACGCGUCGCGCAGCGUCAACGCGCGCGACUACGAGAGCGCCCGCGACGCGCUGGGCGAGCUGGUCGAGAAGAUCGCCAGUUUCGGGGCCGUGCCCCACUACGGGGUGGUGACGUUUGGGUCGGAGCCCCGCGUGGUGCUGAGCCCCACGGAGCCGAGCGCGAGCGACGCGGCCGCCGUACGGGAACGGCUCAAAGGGAUGAGCCUGGAAGGCCGUGCCAACAUGGGGGGGUCCCCGGUGCCCGUCCUGCAGCAGAUCCGGGAACUGCUGAGCAUCGGGAGAGACCCCCGGGACCCCCGCGAGGAGUUCCUGGACGUUUACACCUUCGGGCUGGGCGAGGACCACGACAAAAUCCUGCUGAACGAGCUGGCGUCCAAAAAGGCCGGGGAGACGCACACGUUCUCCCUGCGGGACACCGAGGACCUGCAGGAGGUGUUCCACCGCAUGAUCGACGAGAGCUCCACGCUGGGGCUGUGCGGGGUCAGCCUGGAGCACAACGCGGCCGGGGACCGAGAGAGGAACCCCUGGGAGGCGACGGUGACGGUGACGAGGCCGGGGCGGGGCCAGGAGCGCUGCCAGGGCUCCCUGGUGUCCCCGUACUUCGUGCUGACGGCGGCGCAUUGCUUCCGCUCCGAGGAUGAGCCCACCUGGCUGGGCGUGGACAUCGGCUCCCGGGAGCACCGGGGGGUGCGGGGGCUGUUCCUGCACCCCGAGUUCAGCCCCGGCUCCCGCCGCAACCGCGGCGUCCCCGAGUUCUACGACUUCGACGUGGCCCUGGUGCAGCUGGACCGGAAAGUGCAGCCGUCCAGCACGCACCGCCCCAUUUGCAUCCCCACCGGACAAAAAGGCAAACACCGGGCGCCCGGGCCCCCCAGGACGCCCCGGAGAGGCCCCUGCCAGGACCACCGCCGGCUGCUGCUGCCCCCCAAGAACGUCGAGGCGUUUUUCCUGCACCCGCGCGGCUCCGCGGGGCUGCAGCGCCAGCGGGUUCUGCUCAAGCUGGGGGACCAGCGGGGUCCCUGCGAGGCCGACGCUCUCCGUGCCCCCCCCUACGCCAACGUCACCUCCCUGGACGACGUCGUCACCCCCCGGUUCCUGUGCUCGGGGGGCCACGAGCCCCAGGUGGACCCCAACGCCUGCCCCGGUGACUCUGGUGGCCCCGUCGUUGUCACCUGGGGCAAGAGACACUUCCAGGUGGGCGUGGUCAGCUGGGGCGUGGUCUCGGCUGUACCUGAGCGCCCCCGCGCACACCUCGGCACACCACGGGUGCCAGUAACCACAGGUGCCAGCCCCAGGUGA